AUGGACAAUCUUUUCGAAUCGGAACUCUUUGUCAAGGCUGGCACCUUUGCCGUCACAGGUCUGGCCAUUACGGGUGGCUUGUACGUCUUGGGAUCUUCCUACCUCCGAUCCUUGUACGAAAAAUUCAAUGACGAAUUGAAGGAACAAGGCGUCGACAUGGACGACUUUUGCACGCCCAAACCCAACAAGGUCAAGAUUGCCGCCGGUCAUUACUUUCGCAUGGGAAAUCGUGUGGCGAAUACUACCAGUCCCAUUGCCCUGGAGGCUGUCAAGAGUACCCAUGUCGAGGGACUCUACGUCGCCCAUGCGGCGGGCUACAAGAAGAGUAACGAAAACGGAGAGGAUGGCGCCGAUGCGGCCAUUCCCAUGGACCAACUCUUGCCCAAACGUACUUCGACUGGUGCCAUUGACAAACGAUCCAAACAGACCAUUGUCGUGGCGACCAUUCGGAUGGGAUUUGGUCACCACCGAUUGGCCUAUUCAGCCUGUUCGUGGGCACUCAGCGAAAAUUACAAUACCGUUUUUCACGACUUGAUCAACAUUGAAUCCGAAGAGGCCACCUUGAUUCAUUCGGUCGAUGCGUUGUACAGUAAAUUUUCGCGUCUGGCUACCGAAUUGGGUGGACCGGUCGAAAAAUUGUGGGGCAUGGCCAUGAAGCAAGGUGAUGCGGAUGCCUUGCGAGUUGCCGCCAUGUUUGCCAAUCAUUUGCAACCCAUUUUGGGAGCCUAUCCCAAGGAUAUUCCCAUGAUUUGUACCCAUCAAAUUUGUGCUCUCUUGGCAUGUGCCUGUGGAUUUACCAAUGUGGUCAACUUGGUGGUGGACAAUUAUCCUCAAUGGUUCUUGGUCGUUCCCAAGACUUUGAAUUGCGUCCAAGGUCCUGUCAAUUAUCAAUCGUACAUUCGUUAUGGGGUGGACCCCAAGGCCAUGAAAUUGGCCGGACAUUGGUGUCCCGCCGAAAUGGUGACCAAUUUGGAGGCGGACACCAAACGACGACUGGACAAUUUGACCUUGCCGGCAAGUGAGAAACAACCCAUCCGAUUGGUCAUUCCCGUCGGUGGUGCCGGUGCCCAAAAGACCUUUAUUGUGGGUUUGAUCAAGGCCUUGCAAACCUUGUUGGAAGAAGGAAAGGUUCAAGUCUUUUUGAAUGCCGGUGAUCAUACCCACAUGAAGGCGGCCUUUCGAGAAUGUUUGGAAGAGACGAAGAUUGAUCACGUCGAAGUCAAUGAUACCAAGGGCGUCGAAGAAUUUGCUUCGACCCUUUUGAAGAAUCCCAAAACCUCCUUGAAACCAGUCACGCUCUUUGCCUUUGAGGAAUACUUUCCGGCCGUGGCCACGACGGAUAUUUUGUGUCGCUGUUCGGAUGUCUUGGUCUGCAAACCAAGUGAAUUGGCCUUUUAUGCCCUUCCCAAAUUGCACAUUCGUCGGGUGGGGGAUCACGAAGCGGAUUCGGCUCGUCGGGCCUGUGAGACGGGCGAUGGGACCAUGGAAGCUCGAACGGUGCAAGAUGCCCUCCAUGUCUUGCAACUAUGUUGCGAAUCUCCCGAUUUGUUGCAAUCCAUGAACGAAUGCGUCCUGAACAAUAAUAGCAUUGGCAUGUACGAUGGAUGCAAGAAUGCCGUGUCAUUGGCAAUCAAGGGUACCAUGGCGUAA
Molecule: messenger RNA, 1650 nt
Organism: Cylindrotheca closterium
Lineage: Eukaryota; Bacillariophyta; Bacillariophyceae; Bacillariales; Bacillariaceae
Source: the annotation of a GenBank genome assembly